AGAUAUAACACGACACAGGUGUAAGUAACACAAGAGCAAGCAUCUGCACGUGACCCAGAGUGAGAGCAGAGGGAGGAAGCUCAGAGUAGGGGCUGCGGUGAUGUCUCGCACUUGUGUGCAGGCGUGUGGCCGCUUUCCGCUGUGCUGUCUAAUGGCAGAGUUACACCGAGGUCUCAGGAGUUAGGUGCUGGGGAUGGGACACUGAAUCCUCAGGUGUAAGACAGGUGGUGUGAUGGGAAUACUACUGUAGGUUGGGCUGGGGAUACUGAAUCCUCUCGGUGACUGCUAGUGGCAUAGAGCUGCUAACUCUGACGUCCGUUACCCGAUCCCUCCCAUCCCUCCAUUUCCUCUGCAGACACAGGCGUGCAUAUAUCUGGUCUGGGCACAGUGCACGCACUCUGUAUAAAGUAUGUCCAGAGCAGAAAGGUUGCUGUCAUCACAGCCCAAAGCACCGCUGGCCGCUGGGGAGAGAAGGAGCAGGGCAUUGGGUGACGGACGCGGCGCCGGCAUCCCCUCCCCUCUGGGCUCCAGUGCAAAUUGCAGGAGGAGAGGCGGCGGCUUAGUCUCAUCCACAUCCAACACCCCUCCUUCUCUUCAUCUCCAGCCCACAGCUGCCGAGUAUAUAGGCAGAGUAAGGAAGACAACCCACCCGUCCCCGCUUCUCAGUGUCUCCUCGUCCGGCUCGCAGGCUGUCUACCUCCCACCCAUUGCUAGCACCCCACCCUCUUCCUCUAGCAUCAUCGCCGGCCCAGGGGGAAGGCGAGGAGUGGAUGAGAGGGAAACUGUACACAGUCUGGUGGGUGGAGGUAGGAGGAAGCGAAGAGCUGCUGGGUGGGGAAGAGAUCCCUCGCUGAGACAGUGGAGCAGCAGCUUGAACAGAGUCAGUCGUAACCCGGUGUGCCCGCAGCCCGGGGCACACCCAUUCCCCAUCCAGGGGCUGCUACUUCUCUGCCAUUCCCCUGGCACUGUACUCAGUGUACGGAGACAGCAGUGGGCACAUCCAGUAGUGCAAGGUGCUGGGCUGGGAAGCAGGAUCACUGAGCCUUCAACAUCUGCAUGCGUGAGGCUGCUGCUCCAGAGAGCCGGCGCUGCUGACAUCAGCUGUAUUGUGGGCAGCAGAUCCCCAGCUGCUCUCAAAGGGGCUGCUGCCACUGGACCCCCGCUCCUCAGUCCAGACAUGGAAGAUGGACCUUCAUCUUCUGCAGGCUGCUUUAGGAGGUUUACAGACUGCUUUGUGAGCACCAGCUUGACUGAUGAGAAAGUAAAGGCAUAUCUGUCUCUCCACCCCCAAUUGCUUGAUGAAUUUGUAUCAGAAAAUGUCCCUUCUGAAACUGUAGAAAGAUGGAUGAAAAAGAAAAACACAAGUGAAGAUUUGACUCCAGCGGAAGUCAGCAGGCAGUACCAGGAUACAAAUAUGCAAGGAGUGGUGUAUGAGUUAAAUAGUUACAUGGAACAGCGGCUAGAUGCUGGAGGAGACAACAAAUUACUACUCUACGAAUUAAGUGAUAUUAUCAAAACAGCUACGAAAGCUGAUGGAUUUGCACUAUAUUUCCUUGGGGAAUGCAAUAAUAGCUUAUGUAUGUUUACACCAACUGGAACCAAGGGCGGACAGACACAGCUAACUCCUGCUGGGCCAGUUGAAUAUGGCACCACAGUAUCUGCCCAUGUAGCCAAAUCCCGAAAUACUGUGUUAGUAGAAGAUAUUCUAGGGGAUGAAAGGUUUCCUAAAGGUACCGGACUGGACUCAGGGACUCGUAUCCAGUCUGUUCUUUGCUUGCCGAUUGUUACAGCAAUUGGAGAUCUUAUUGGGAUUCUAGAACUUCAUAGGCAUUGGGGAAGGGAAGCCUUUGGUCUGUGUCAUCAACAGGUCGCAACAGCUAACCUUGCAUGGGCAUCAGUAGCAAUACAUCAAGUACAAGUAUGCAGAGGAUUGGCAAAACAAACUGAGCUAAACGACUUUCUACUAGAUGUGUCCAAAACAUAUUUUGAUAACAUAGUUGCAAUAGAUUCUUUACUUGAACAUAUUAUGGUAUAUGCAAAGAACCUGGUGAAUGCAGAUCGCUGUGCACUGUUUCAGGUAGAUCACAAAAAUAAAGAGUUAUAUUCUGAUCUUUUUGACAUCGGUGAAGAAGAUGAAGGAAAGCCAGUUUUCAGGAAGACCAAAGAAAUCCGAUUUUCUAUUGAAAAGGGUAUAGCUGGUCAGGUUGCAAGAACAGGUGAAGUUCUUAACAUUCCUGAUGCCUAUGCAGAUCCACGCUUUAAUAGAGAAGUAGACCUCUAUACGGGUUAUACAACUAGGAACAUCCUGUGUAUGCCAAUUGUAAGCAGAGGGAGUGUUAUUGGUGUUGUACAGAUGGUGAACAAACUAAGUGGAAGUGCCUUCUCUAAAACAGAUGAGAACAACUUCAAAAUGUUUGCUGUUUUCUGUGCUUUAGCCUUACACUGUGCAAAUAUGUACCAUAGAAUACGGCAUUCGGAGUGCAUUUACCGGGUGACUUUAGAGAAAUUGUCCUAUCACAGCAUCUGUACUUCAGAAGAAUGGCAGAACCUGAAGAAUUGUACCCUUCCAGCACCUCUUUGUAAAGAGAUUGAAUUAUACCACUUUGACAUUCAACCAUUUGAGGACCUAUGGCCAGCCAUUUAUGUGUAUAUGAUACAUCAGUCUUGUGGUAAAACCUGCUUUGAGCUUGAAAAGUUGUGUCGUUUCACUAUGUCUGUGAAAAAGAACUAUCGUCGUGUACCUUAUCAUAAUUGGAAACAUGCUGUAACUGUCUCUCAUUGCAUGUAUGUUAUAUUGCAACGUAACCAAGAACUAUUCACAGACUUGGAGAGACAAGGACUGUUGAUAGCAUGCCUAUGUCAUGACCUGGAUCACCGGGGGUAUAGUAACAGCUACUUACAAAAAUUUGAUCAUCCCUUGGCAGCAUUAUAUUCCACAUCAACAAUGGAACAACACCACUUCUCUCAGACUGUGUCUAUUUUGCAGCUGGAAGGGCACAAUAUCUUUUCAAACUUGAGUUCCAAUGAGUAUGAGCAAGUGUUGGAGAUCAUACGCAAAGCCAUCAUUGCCACAGACCUUGCACUGUACUUUGGAAACCGAAAACACUUGGAGGAACUUCACCAAACUGGGGCACUAAAUUUUAACAACCAAGUACACAGAGAUCGAUUAAUUGGGUUGUUGAUGACAGCGUGCGAUCUUUGUUCUGUAACAAAACACUGGCCAGUGACCAGAAUGAUUGCUGAUGAUAUAUACGCAGAAUUCUGGGCAGAGGGAGAUGAAAUGAAAAGGAUUGGUAUUUCACCAAUACCGAUGAUGGAUAGAGAUAAAAAGGAUGAAAUUCCUCAGGGGCAGAUUGGAUUCUACAAUGCAGUAGCUAUCCCUUGCUACACAACAUUAUCACAAAUCUUUUCUUCUACACGACCACUCCUUAGUGCGUGCAGGGAUAAUCUACAUCAGUGGGAGAAAGUCUCCAGGGGAGAAGACACCACCGUUUGGAUUCCCACCCAGUCAAAUGCAACAGAUUCAUCAGAUUCUCUUCCUGUUAAGAUUGAUGACUGAUUUGCAGUGUCCGUAUUUAUCUAAAUAAAAAAAAAAAAGUGACAAGAAAGGCUUGUGGUAACAAAGUCUU
Molecule: messenger RNA, 3629 nt
Organism: Pseudophryne corroboree (corroboree frog)
Lineage: Eukaryota; Metazoa; Chordata; Amphibia; Anura; Myobatrachidae
Gene: PDE10A
Product: phosphodiesterase 10A
Exons: 22
Coding region: 410-3559 (1049 amino acids)
Biological process (GO): signal transduction; negative regulation of receptor guanylyl cyclase signaling pathway
Molecular function (GO): 3',5'-cGMP-stimulated cyclic-nucleotide phosphodiesterase activity; protein binding
Source: RefSeq, a predicted model, not a curated record